AUGUCCAGAGCGUCGCCAGCUUCUACUCGAUUGCAGAAGGUCAUUGCGCAGGCCGGCUUGGCCUCGCGCCGCAAGGCCGAAGAGAUGAUUUCGCAGGGGCGUGUGCGCGUCAAUGGCCGCUUGGUGACUGUGCUCGGCACGUCGGUUGAUGCCAACGACGUCGUCGUGGUGGACGGCCGCCGACUGCGCCCGCGGGCGCCGAUGCGCUACGUGAUGCUGCACAAGCCGUCUGGGUGCGUCACCACCACCAAUGACGAAAAGGGCCGCCCUACCGUGUUCGACCUGAUGAAGUACAAGCCGGUGCGCCUGUUUCCGGUCGGCCGUCUGGACUUCAAUACCGAAGGGUUGCUGCUGCUGACCAACGACGGCCCGCUGGCGAAUCGCCUGCUGCACCCACGCUACGGCACGCCGCGCGUCUACCUGGUGCGCGUCAACGGCACGGUAGCCGAAAAGGACCUCGAAACCAUGCGGCGCGGCGUCGACCUGCCCGACGGCAGGACCUCGCCCGCGCAGGUGUACGUGGUGCGGCGCUUUGAGAAGACCUGCUGGUUGCGGAUAACUCUGCGCGACGGGAAAAAUCGGCAGGUCCACCGCAUGCUGGAACGUUGCGGCGGCUAUGGUAUUCGUAGGUUGCAACGCGUCGGUCUGGGCCCCCUGACCCUCGCCGGUCUCGCCCUGGGCCAGUUUCGCUUUCUCGAAUCGUUUGAAGUGGACAAGUUGUACCAAGCCUGCGGCCUCGGCAAGGCAGCGUCAUAA
This is a messenger RNA of Geodia barretti, 756 nucleotides long. The record is from the annotation of a GenBank genome assembly. NCBI's taxonomy places the organism in Eukaryota, Metazoa, Porifera, Demospongiae, Tetractinellida, Geodiidae.